Molecule: messenger RNA, 2553 nt
Organism: Otolemur garnettii (small-eared galago)
Lineage: Eukaryota; Metazoa; Chordata; Mammalia; Primates; Galagidae
Gene: TCHHL1
Product: trichohyalin like 1
Molecular function (GO): transition metal ion binding
Source: RefSeq, a predicted model, not a curated record
AUGCCUCUGCUCCUGAGAGAUGUCCUCUGUGUAACUGAGACAUUCUAUAAGUAUGCUGGUGAGGACAGUGAGGGGGCAACACUGGCCUGCAGAGAGGUGAGGCAGCUCCUCCAGGGCGAGUUUGGAACUUUCAUGCAGCUGUGUAUCUUCCAUGCUGUGGAAAGAAACUUGAAUCUUCUGGAUAUUGAUGGUAAUGCUGCCAUCAGUUUUGGUGAAUUUGCUCUUGCAUUCUUCAACUUGCUGAACUUCUGUUAUCUUGAUGAACAACCAUUACUAAAUUCAGAGCUAAAACAGAUCAAGCCAGAGAAGGAGAAGCUAGAUGACGUGGAUCUUCAGGAGACCACAUUAAACGGCCGGAGAGUGGAAUCUUUGCCACCUCAAGAAAAUGCAAGGCUUCCUUCAGGAAUGGCAUCAUCAUCUCAUCUCAGCUCCAAAGAAAAUGGAGCAGUUGGACACAAUAGGGUAGACUCAUGAGGAGAUGCCAAGACUCACCACCUGUCAGGAGAAGCAUCUGAGCACAGUGACCCUCAGAACCCACACCUGGAAGGAGAUAAACAGUGCCAGGAAGUGGCCAAAUGUAGCAAUAACAGAAGAAAUGGAGCCCAACUUAAGACUAAUAAGUCAAUGGCAGUAUUAGAACAAACCAGCAGUCACACAAAAAGAAAGGGACAGGAUGAGGGGAUCCCCGGGGAGGGAGAUGCAGCCAGGGAACAAAGUAGCACAAAGAGAAGAGACCAGUUUGGAGAACAGGAAGGAAACUUGAGAACCCAAAGUUCUUCACCAGAAGAAGCAACACAGAGACCACGUGAAGUUAGAACAAAAAAAAAGAAAUACUCUAAAAUACAAGCGCCACUCCUGCAAGAAGAUGAGCCCAGGUCACAGUAUGCUUACCUGCUAGAGCAAGCUACUCCCAGGAAACCAUCUUAGAUGGGCAGACCAACUGAAGCCAAGGAUGACUAUAGAACACUUGAGACUCCAGAAGCGGGAGAGGAUGAAGCAGGAGAGGAUGAAGCAGGAGAGGAUGCUGACAGGACACCGCCUGAGACAAGGAAUGCGGAUGAACCUGAGGACAAUGGCGAAAUAUCCGAGGCCCAAGAAUCACCAGCACAAAACAAAGAACAUGAAACAGAGGACCUGCCCCCAGUCCAAGGCGGUAGCAGAUGUAUUUCAGAAAUACCUGACAUGAGCACUGAAAGGAAAGAGGGGAGAGGUCCUGAGGCCUGUGGAACAGCAAGGCAGAAAGAAAGUGACAGAAAAAAUCAGCCACUGGCCCUGGAAUCCCAAACACAGAGUGAGGAAUAUCAGGAACUCCAGGAAUUAUUAAAACAAAAUGAUGCUGUAAAAGUUUCUGAGACAAAAGGUCUAACCUCAGAGGGAGCAGAUCAGAAUCACCCUGAAAUUGAAGGAGCAGUAGCCCCAGGAGAAGAGGGAAGACCCACUGUGGAAGGUAGCAAGAGUGAGGCUGCAGCAGAAGGAGUGCCGGGAGCAAGACAGACAACACAAGAGUUGGCCCCACGUGAGAACCAGUCUGCAGGAGAAGGCAGCACGGUCACCAAGAUGCAUAACAAGCCAGUCAAGGAAGUUGACCAUUUCCUGAGGGAGCAUCCCGAGUUGCCAGUCAUACAGAAUGAUGAGGGGUCUUCCAAAACUCCCUGCAGCCUGGCUCCAGAGAAAAGCCACCACAGUUCACAGACGGGAGAAGCACCUGUAGAAGGGGAGUCCCAGAGGCAAGUAGAUCCACAGGGAAAGCCUGCAUGAGGAGGUCACAGUAACCCAGAUGCCCAGAAACAGGGAGUUGGCCAAAGGAGCAAGGCUCAGGAGGCAAGGGUGCUAGCAGUCAGCAGAGAGACUGUGCAGCUCAUGAGGGGACAGCAACAGCCCACCAGAGGAGAACACAAGAGUCAAGGCUCAGGUACCAAAGGCCCAGGUGCAGCUGUGCAGUCCAGUGGUCACCCCAAGGCACAGGCAUCCAGAGUAGGAGGCGAAAAGAGAAAGUCCCUGGAGACAGGGAUCCCAGGUUCCCUGGCUGCAGACUUCACUGACCGGCUUCCCGCACAACAGCUCCCUGAGAAGGGAGAUGGCAGGAGCAAGAUAAUUGGCCAGAACUCAAGUAUCAAAGGUGAGGAAGGGAGAGCACCAGGGGCCCAUCUGUUGAAAAGUCUGGAUGAGGACAAUUCAGCCUUCCCCAUAACACACUUCAAAACAGAGGAACCUGUAACAUUGGAGGGGAAGAAUAAAAGUCUCCAAGAGCUGGACUUGGACAAAGAAGGGAUGACAGCAAUUCAGGAAAAUAAAACAAGUUGGGUAUUCUGCACAUUCCAGGUGCACUCCAGCUGGCAAAACAAGAUGACUCCCUGUCUUCUGAGGGGCACCAUCAGCAUCACCAGUGUGUCCCAUCAGCAUGUGAAGAGCAACAGAGACUGCCAAAGACCCAACAAGACAAAAGUCAAGUCACCUCCCAAACAAGAGUUUGGAAUGGCCCUGGAGGAUCAGCUCUCGGUGUGCGGGGCCCUAGAAUGUCAUGCUCGGGGCUUGCGCGCCACCUUGUGGUAA